Mytilus trossulus (common blue mussel) is the source of this 531-nucleotide messenger RNA. RefSeq lists its product as uncharacterized. The transcript has 2 exons. The record is from RefSeq and is a predicted model, not a curated record. Bases 1 to 531 code for a protein of 176 amino acids. NCBI's taxonomy places the organism in Eukaryota, Metazoa, Mollusca, Bivalvia, Mytilida, Mytilidae.
AUGGCAGGCCUUGUUCCUGCAAAAAUAUCGGACAGAUACGCCAAGAAUGGCGAAGACAUGCUUGAUGUUUUGUCUCAUGAUAUAAUGAGGUACGAAAUGCUUGCAGAGAAGGAGACGUUCAACGCUCUUACCUCCGUCCUGCAAGGGGAACAAUCCCAUGACAAUGUCGAGCUACAUGAAAUCGAAGUAAACCGCUUGAACAAUGACAACAACAACAAUGACGAAGGUGAUCCGACGGAAACACACGAGCAGCGUGACACAGGAAGCAGUAGAUUUAGAUCAGUUUCCAAUGAGGACACAGACGAAUUUCUCAGGAAAAAUGUAAAUAAAAACACGGACUACAAAACAAGAUCAGAUGUUAAAACUUUCUACACCUGGGCACAGCAAGUAGGAGAGUUUAGAGAGCUGCAGAUGAUUCCGUUUAAGGAACUAGAUGCUAUUUUAGCCCGGUUUUACUUAGGUGUAAGGAACAAAGAGGGACAGGAGUAUGAACCAGACACGCUUACAGUUAAGACCUUUGGACAAACCUAA